AUGAUGCACUGCGGUCUCGAGGUCGUCCUCCCCAAUGGCGAAAUCGUCCGCACCGGCAUGGGGGCUCCCUCUGACCCAACGGUCUCCAAAGACCCUAACCUCCCACCUCACGACCAGCCUGGUAACCGAGCCUGGCAUCUGUUCAACUACGGCUUUGGUCCCUACAAUGACGGGAUCUUCACGCAAUCCUCCCUAGGCAUUAUAGUCAAGAUGGGAAUCUGA
Messenger RNA from Cadophora gregata, 222 nucleotides. RefSeq lists its product as uncharacterized. The coding region runs from base 1 to 222 and encodes 73 amino acids. Gene Ontology annotation, molecular function: flavin adenine dinucleotide binding. The transcript has a single exon. The record is from RefSeq and is a predicted model, not a curated record. NCBI's taxonomy places the organism in Eukaryota, Fungi, Ascomycota, Leotiomycetes, Helotiales, Ploettnerulaceae.